Dentiscutata erythropus is the source of this 1671-nucleotide messenger RNA. The record is from the annotation of a GenBank genome assembly. Lineage: Eukaryota; Fungi; Glomeromycota; Glomeromycetes; Diversisporales; Gigasporaceae.
AUGUCGCAAUCACAACCACAAAUUCUGGAAGUUGGCGAUGAGUUUUUAACAGCAGAAAACUUCAAGGAAGUGGCACAACAAGGUGCUAAGGCAGCGGGUUUUGCCUUUAGCGUUUCAUCAUCAAAAAUAUCAGGUGGUGGAAAAGGUGGCCACACCCCUUUCAUAACUUUGCAAUGUACAAUAGGAGGUACCUACAGAAAUAACCAUAAAAUUAAUGAAGAGACCCGAAAAAGAAAAAAACUCUCAAAGCGUCAAAAUUGUCCUGUUGUUUUACGAGCUGCUUUAAAUGAAAACACUAGAACUUGGGUAGUAACGUCUUCCAAAAGUGUGCAUAAUCAUGAACUACUUAUUCCAUCUCAAAUCCAUUGUCUUCCCCAACAUCGGCACCUCAAUACAGAGCAAAAAGAGUUGGUUCAUAUAAUGCUUAAAAGUGGGGCAUCAACUCGAUCAAUUGCUGAUGCGAUAUACUGGAAACAAAGUACUGUAUAUACAAAAGAUAUAAUUAAUGAAUGUGACCGAAUAAAAAAUGCUCUAAAUGAGGGCACAAAUUAUGACACUACAAUGCGCCUUAUAAAAAUGUUAGAGAAACGUCAAUAUAUACUUUGUCAUCUAUUAACAAAAGAUGGCCAUAUGUUAAACUUAUUUUUCACACAUAUUGAAGCUGCACGUCAAGUAGCUAUAUGUCCAGAGGUGCUUAUAAUCGAUACAAUAUAUAAAACGAACUUAUAUAAGUUACCUCUCAUCAAUGCAGUUGGUAUAAGUAAUAUCGAAGUAUUUGGUUUAGACAGGGCUUUGGCCCUUAGAAAAGCAGCAGACAAGAAAGUUGCCCAUGCUGAAGAAACGAAUAAAGUUGAAAAAGCAUUUAAAGAAGUUAGUCAAGCGACAAUGAAAAUUAGGGACCCUGAAUAUAUUCAAAAUUAUCUUGAAGAAUGGAAAAAAGAUGCAGAGUGUUGGAUGCAUAGAGCAGAAAGAAGUCACAGCGCUCUAAAAAAGGCAAUAGAAGCGUCAAGUGGUUUGGAGCAAGUAUUUUUACAUAUUGAUCAUGCCUUUCAUCAACACCAACUACAAACGAAUGGAGCCCUAGGCUCGAACAUUGCGAUUGAUAGAAUCAAAAAAGAAGUAUGUGAAAUUGAUGAGAAUAAGAAUAUGAAUAAUAGCCCUUGUAAUUGUAGCUUGAGAUUGAAUUAUAAAUUACCAUGUCAUCACAUUAUUCCACCAACAGGACCUGUUCUACUUACCCUCGUACAUAAACGCUGGCAUCUAAAACAUGAUUCAGUACCUUCGAUACCAUUAUCAUUGUCAAUUGACAUGACUAUUAGUAAAGUUCUUUACAAGCUCGAAGAAAAAUAUAAACAUCUCAAUGAUAGUGGGUCAAAAGCCACGUUCUUGCAUAAGCUUGAAGCACUAGUCACUGAAGAAAUUCCAGUCCCAAAGGCACCAUUACAUAAUACAAAACUUGUAGAAGUUCUACAACAGUCACAACAACCCUUAUUUUACGAUCAGAUACCUAUUUUUAUACAUGAAUAUAUAAAAAAAGUGGUUAAUAUAGAUGGAGAUGGAAAUUGUAAGUACAGAGCAGUGGCCGUGGGUUUAGAAAGAAAUGAAAAUGAAUGGCCAAAUAUAAGAAAGAAAUUGUUUGAAGAAUUAAAUAAAAAUGGGCCUUUUUACUGA